This is a messenger RNA of Helicoverpa zea (corn earworm), 1705 nucleotides long. RefSeq lists its product as uncharacterized. The transcript has 2 exons. The record is from RefSeq and is a predicted model, not a curated record. Lineage: Eukaryota; Metazoa; Arthropoda; Insecta; Lepidoptera; Noctuidae. The coding region runs from base 307 to 1095 and encodes 262 amino acids.
AUAAGACCGGCAUUCGAGUGAACUCGUUCGAAGACUUCGGUAUCCAAAUCAUGAGAGAACACGUGGAGUACGACAUUUUCGAGAUCCCAGUCGACGGUCAUUUUCGAGGAAUGGGCAGACCACCAGGUUUUGACUUCCCAGGUCAUCAUGGACCAGGCUUUGGUCAUAGUCCUUUCUGGGGACAUGGUUUUGACCAUAGUCCUGAAAGGUUCAGACAUGGGCCUGGUGAUCCCAGGUGUGGUCGCCGAGGAUCACCUAACAGGGGCUGCGGAGGACAUAGUCCAUUGAGGCCUGAGCAUCAUAACCAUGGACCUCGUGGUGGAUUUGGAUGUGACCGAGGAUCCCCUCACCGCGGUUGCGAUGGCCAUAGUCCAGUCAGGCACGGAGAUCACGGGCCCCAUCACGGAGGUCGAAGAUGUGAGUCUCCGAAUCGUGGCUGCAAUGAUCAUAGCCCCGCAAGACAUGAAGGAAACCAUGGACCUGAGCAUCAUAGAUGCGGUCCUCCCGAAGACGGCCACCGUGGACAUGGUGGUCGCCAUGGAUCUCCACACCAUGGCUGUAAAGACCACAGCCCGGCAAGACAUGGACCGGAUCAUCAUCCGCGCGGACCCCCUGAACACGGUCACCGUCGUCCUCAUUGUGGGCGCCCUAAAUCUCCUGGCAGCCAUUGUGGUAGACCAUCAGAACGCCAUUGCUUUGGACCUCCAGGUCGUAGACACGGACCAGGUCCACAUGGACCCUGGUUUAGACACAGCCCCGAAAGCCAUUGCUUUGGAAGACAUGGUCCUUUUGAUUUCCCUUUCGGAGGCCCAUGGAAGGGUCUGUGGGGCUUCGAUCAUCAUAGGCCUGGCUUUGGACGCCAUGGUCCUGGCAGACCAGGAUAUGGCCCAAGACCCUGUCCCUACAAUAUUCCCGAAGGACGACCCUCAAGAAAUGCUGACUGUGAAAAGUGCUGCGAAAAUGAACCUUGUUGCUCAAAGAAUAAGGGCCAAUGUGGACGUGACGGAGGAAGAAAGGAAAAAGGACCUUGUAGCCAGAAGAAUAAGGAGCAAAAUCCUACUGGUGAUACUGUGUUUGUGCAAAGAAUCGUUUUAGAAAGUGCUCCAAGGCCACAAUCUGUUUGAAGUAAAGACGUAGCAUAUGUAUGUGUCUAAACAUUUACUUCAAAUAUGAUACCAAAGUGGCCUUACUAAGAGAGGUCAUUCAAAAUUAUGAUUUGACUUAUCGCCGAAAACAGCUGAUUUUUGAUCACCAAAAGAUGAGGAAGAAAGGAAAUAUUGAUGAACAAUUAUUGAGGAAUUCAUAGGAGACCAAAUAAAUCGGAACGUACCAAAUACUGACUACCUACAACGAUACCUACUAUUUAUAAUGGAAAGUCACCAAAAAGCCGUUGCGAGUGGAGUGGAAGAAAAUGAUUAUGCUUCAAAAUCAACUUUGACCUUGGAACCAAACUAACCUUAGGGUUACAAGAUCGGACUCUUUCGGACAAUCCUGCACUCCAGUUAUGAGAAGAUGAUGAUAAUGCUGCAUCCAGGACUUUUUGGAGCCAACGACGCGUGUGAUGACGUCAUAGGAAAAACAUAAGUUAUAUUGUACCUAUCUUCUAAAGAUAGGUAUGAAUAUGCUGAUUGGAGAAGCUAUACGAGAAGUGCGAUAUAUUGACAUACCUAUUUAUUUUUUUUAUAAUAAAAUAUUUAUGAAACUA